UCGGCAUCUACAAAAACCGUGUUUUCACUGCAAAUACAGAAGGAUUUUGUUUAAAAAUAUUUUAAAUUUAAAUCUAAAAGUUUAAAUUUUUCAUCGAAUUCGAGAAAAAUGCCUCAAAAUCGUCGAAAAGUUCCCUUUAGUGGCAAACAGAAGAAGCAACAGUUGCUUGAGAAGAAGCAAAAAAAUCGUAAUUUUUCAAUAACAAAUCCCGAUAACGAAAGUGAUGACGGAGAAGAAAAGCCAGAAGCAGGAUCUCUUCUCGAAAGUGUUCAAAAAAUUAAUGUUCAGCCAAAUUCGAGAAGCAAUCGAAACAAUCGAUAUGCCCUACAAUUUCACAAAGAAUCGAAAGAACAGCUGAGACAAAUGCAAGAAGAUGCGAGAAAUGCUAUUAAAAGUCUAUCAGAACAAGAAUUGGAAGUUGCUGAUGAGUACUUUGAUGGUUACGAUUUUCCCGUGAGACCGAAAUGGACUUAUGAGAUGAGCAAAGAAGUUGUUGACAGCAACGAAAACCGAUAUUUUUUUAAUUAUGUAAAGGCUCUUGAAAAGCGCCAUCAUGAAGAAGGUCGAGAAUUGAGUUAUUGCGAAUUGAAUCUCGAGACAUGGCGACAAUUAUGGCGCGUUUUGGAAAUUUCCGACUUAAUUUUGUUCAUUGUUGAUGUACGAAUGGCAAGUUUAAUGUUCCCGCCAUCGAUUUACGAUUAUGUGAACAACACUUUGGGCAAACAUCUCAUUUUGGUAUUGAACAAAAUAGAUCUCGUUCGUCCUACAGUAGUUCUGGCUUGGAAAAAUUACUUUUCCGAAAAAUAUCCUGAUAUUUCUAUCAUUUUAUUUACUUCAUAUCCAUCGAAUAAUUCACCUGAAGAACUUGGAUUGGCAAGUUUGCGUGCAAAACGUCGUCGAGGUAGAAUGCGAAUGGCUGUCGAAGGUGCGAAACAAAUAUUGGGUGCUUGUAAAAGUAUCGUUGGAUCAGAUAUCGAUUUUUCCUCAUGGGAAACGAAAAUCAAAAAUGAAGUUUCUGAAGUUACGGGAAGAGAUGAUGAUGAAAAAGUUGAAACUGAAGGCACCCACGAACCAGAAUCCCUUUUUCCCUUCGAAGAACACGAAAAAUACAAAAAUGGCAUAUUAACAAUUGGUUGUGUUGGUUUUCCAAACGUUGGAAAGUCUUCCGUGUUGAAUGCUUUAAUGGGCAAAAAAGUUGUUAGCGUGUCUCAAACUCCCGGACAUACAAAGCAUUUUCAAACGAUAUUUCUAACAAACAAUAUUCGACUCUGCGAUUGUCCCGGAUUAGUUUUUCCCUCGUCGACGCCGCGAAACAUUCAAGUUUUGUUGGGAAGUUAUCCGAUUGCUCAACUGAAAGUUCCUUACGCGUCUGUAAAAUUUCUCGCGGAACGCAUUGAUUUGCCAAAAUUGUUGAAUGUCAAACAUCCCGAGGGAGAUGAUGAAGAAGAAUGGUCCGCAAUGGAUAUUUGCACGGCAUGGGCUCUCAAAAGGGGAUUUUUGACGGCAAAAGCAGCAAGACCUGAUACUUAUCGAGCAGCAAAUAACAUUUUGAGAAUGGCCUUGAGUGGAAAAUUAGUUUUGGCGCUGAAACCAUUUGGAUAUGGAAAUGAGUUGGAAAAAUUGUCGCAAAGCAGAGAAUUAGAGGAAAUUCGAAAAAUUCAAUGUUUGGGAAAAUCUGAAGAGGAAACUCUUGAGGAAUUUGAAGAAGAAGAAGAAACUGAAAGUGAUGAAAAUUGCUCUGAUGAAGAAGAAAAAACGGAAACAAAGACCAAAGGAGAAAAAAGUGAAAAAAGUAAAAAAGAAGUGCCUCUGACUUAUUCAAAUGCUUUUGAUCUCUUGAAUGAAGACAGUAGUGAUGAUUCUUAAAUAACAAAAAAAAAAAAUAAAAAAAUUUUUUCGAUGUUAAGUUUUUGCAGAUGAUUCUUA
Molecule: messenger RNA, 1926 nt
Organism: Culicoides brevitarsis
Lineage: Eukaryota; Metazoa; Arthropoda; Insecta; Diptera; Ceratopogonidae
Gene: Ns4
Product: guanine nucleotide-binding protein-like 1
Molecular function (GO): GTPase activity; GTP binding
Source: RefSeq, a predicted model, not a curated record